GAGUGAGUCUGUACCUGUGUGCUGUCGUCCUGCUGCAGCGUCUGUGAUGAGGAGAGCCGGUGAAAUGUGAUGAGGAUUUUAUUGAGUUUUCUGGGCAGUUUUGUUCUGAGGGAAGAAGAAGCGACAGAAGUGAACUGAGAACAGAGAAGAGCAGCAAACAGGGUUUUUCAAUGCCUCACCAUCCCAGCAUGUGGUAAUCUUCUCAGACAAACCAGAAAGAUAGUGAACGACACUUGAAGUGGUUCACCUCGUCAACAAUCCACCUGCACCAGCUGCUCAAAUGGCCCACCCUUAUGAGCCCUGGUUAAGGACAGCACCACCAAGUGGAAGUUCAGAGGACAUGAACAUCCCCUCCUGGUGGGACCUCCACAGAGAUGUCCAAGCAGGGAGCUGGAUAGACCUGCAGACGGCUCAGGGUGUUGGUCUACCGCCAGUGAGUCCAGGGACUUCCAUGGGGUUGCAGUCCUCUUUAGGUCCCUACGGCUCUGACCCACAGCUGUGCGCCUUGCCUUCAGCUCAGCACGUUCAACCCUCACACUCACCUCACCUCUUCCCCCAGGAUGGCUUUAAGAUGGAGCCACUGGCCCCAGAAAUGCUGCAGCAAGAGCCAUUUUCCCUGGAGGAGCCACAGGAGACAUCUGUCUCUGCCCGUCCGAAGCCCCAACGCCGCUCCUCUUCCAGAGGUGCUGGUCAGGCUGUGUGUCGGUGCCCUAACUGCGUCCAUGCUGAGCAAAUGGGCCAGAGCACAGAAGACAGCAGGAGGAAGCACAUGCACAACUGCCAUAUUCCCGGCUGUGGCAAAGCCUACGCUAAGACCUCCCAUUUGAAGGCGCACCUGAGAUGGCACAGCGGGGACAGGCCGUUUGUCUGCAACUGGCUCUUCUGCGGCAAGAGAUUCACGCGCUCUGAUGAACUUCAGCGCCACCUGCAGACGCACACUGGAGCCAAGAAGUUCAGCUGCGCACUAUGCCCCAGAGUCUUCAUGCGCAAUGACCAUCUGGCCAAGCACAUGCGCACGCACGAGUCACCGCCAGGACACGGGGACGAGAGAGUGAACGGAGACGGCAGGAUCGAUAAGGGCUUCGACGCAUCCUCGACAUCGCAGUCGUCUUCAAAUGUGUCUGACACCACAGAGCCACAGAUGAAGCUGAAAUGUGAGACAGAUCCAUCAGUCUCCAGUGUGACCGGGCAGUCCGGCUAAUUUCAUCAGUCACAGGUUUUACCAUCUGUUGCCUCUCUCUGUCAUUGAGGUGUCAUAGAUUUACGAUAGAAUAGAGAAGAAAGAAGAAAAGUUAGGAGUUCUUCUGAUGAAAGCUGGAUUUCCUGUGAAAUGAACAGCUGUGUCAUAACGCAGAGAGAAAGCAUGAGUUUUACUGGCGGAUUCAAACUUUCCUCUGUCUUUACUAAAGGUGAAAAACGUCAAAGCAGGCGACCUAGCUGAAGCCGCCUCACAUUUAACUGCUGCUAGAUCGACAGUCCAAAUGAAGGUGGCUCGUUCAGCUGUUUACAGUGAAAUCAUUUAUACGUGGUACUGGAAGAGUUUCAAAGGUUACAUGCCUUUUAAGUGAGACAGCAGAGAGUGAGAAUAAUUUCUUUUUGUUUCAGACUAUCACCUUGCUAUUAGUGCAGACUACUGUGCAAUUUGUGAUGAGACACUGGAGAAUAAUUACAGCAUUUUCUAUUUUUUUGUUUUUUAAAGGUCAGAUGUUGUUUACAAGCUUAACAGAACACAGGGCCACUGAAUUGGGUGUGUGUGUGUGUGUGUGUGUGUGUGUGUGUUUGUGUUCUCGUAUGUAAGUAAUUGAAAGGGUACAUGAACAAAGAGAGCGAUGCUGUGCUGUGGCAUCUGCCACGCACCACUGACUGCUAAUAUUAAUGUGAUGACAAUAUAAUAUAAUAUAAUAUAAUAUAAUAUAAUAUAAGACGGUAGCUCAGUUCCGGUCAGGUGAGAAAAGAGGAGGAAACGCUGCCUGGCUAAAUGAAUCCUGGUUUCUGUUGGGACACGCUGAUGACAGCCGCCAUAUCUGGUGUAAACACAGUUCCAGAGAUCCACCCUGUCAACAUAUGUCAAGCAGCUGGCGUUGAUUGAAACUUCCAGCAUAAAAGCAGAGCUCUGUGACAUCAUUGGUCCCCGGGAACAUACGCAGUCCCAAUAUUUAAUGAGAUUUUUGUUAAAAGCAAUGGAUCAAAGCACUGUGUAAUGUGAAAGAUGUUGUGUCAGAUCGUUAUCAUCUGACCCUACAUUUCCCCUUCAGUUGCACUUUGAGCAGAUUUGAGCCCAUUGUUGUGGUUUUCUAGCUAUUUUUUUUUUUUGGUUAAGAAUCACUCCUCAUAUCCAACCCUGUUUCCAGCAGCAAGUACCUAGUGAUAAAGCCACCGUAGGCUAUCAAGCCAGCAAAAAACUGCAGAGUGACAAAGUUAAUGAAAAUCAUUUGUUGUUUCUGCUGGUUCCAUCAUUAAGUAACUGUUUGUAUUGGAGGUAAUAAACGUGUCCUACUGCCCCAAUGUGGCACAAAAGUGCAUUAUAUUGGUGGUGGGUGGUAUAAUAGUGGCUUUAUACAGUUUUCCCCGAAUAUUUUCAUCUUGAUACCUCUGCAGUCGAGCUAUAGUCCCGCUCUUUUAGCACUGUGGUUCUCAAACUGUGGUACAUGUACCACCAGUGGUACACACACUUCCUCUGGUAGGUACUUGGAGAAAUGUCAGAAAUACUGUUCUACUGUAAAUACCAGGACACGUGAGCGCGUAGAAAAUGAAACAACUAAUAAUAAUGAAUAAUAAUAAUUAGAGUCACCUUAUCUCUUGCUCCAUCUUAAUCUAAUUUCACUACACCAGUGUGUGAAGUAUAUGUGAGGAAGAGGAGGAGGACGAUGAGAGUGCAAAUGGGAAUAAAUCUGCCUCCAGUGAAAAGUUUGUCGCUGACUUUUGCUCAGCCUACUUACACCACACUUUAACGUUGGCAGUAAUGGUGUUACUUCAAGAGCUCAAUAUUUUCUCAGGUGGUACUUGGUAUAAAAGGUUUGAGAACCACUGUUAGCACGUUUUUAUUGCCAUGUGUCUCAAACUUAACUCUGAUAAAUCAUCUUACUUAGCGGUCCAGCAUGAAAUAAAACCGAAAAUGAGUGACACAUACGGUUUGUCUGGAUAAUUAACCUUUAUAAUCAGUACUGUAUGAUCAGUAGUUCUGUAGUAAGCAGUGUAAGCAGCUGUACACUCUAAAAACACUGUUAGGAUGCAUAUAAACCAAGUUAGGCUGAGAUUUCUAUACUGUAUAUUAGGGAGCCGACAUUAUUGUUGGACCACGAUUACUGCAUUCAUGUAUAGAUGAUAAUAAAUGGACGCUAGUGCUUAAAUAUCAGUCAAUUAUUGCAUAAUUACUAUUAUAAUAUUAUUAGUAUUAUUAUUUUUUGUUGACCUUAUUAUAGAUUUGUGAGACUUUUGUUAUGGUCAGUAGAACAAAAUGGACAUGUUUUUAAAUUGGUCAUUGUAGUAAGUUACUUUAGUUGUGGAGACUGUAAUAAAUUCAAAAUGUUUAAUAAGUUAUGUAUCAUGGUGUAGUAACUUGUAUUUAAUCUAUUAUUGUCCGCUAUGAAAUAAAAAUAUAUAUAUAUAUA
Molecule: messenger RNA, 3611 nt
Organism: Solea senegalensis (Senegalese sole)
Lineage: Eukaryota; Metazoa; Chordata; Actinopteri; Pleuronectiformes; Soleidae
Gene: sp6
Product: Sp6 transcription factor
Exons: 2
Coding region: 281-1201 (306 amino acids)
Biological process (GO): regulation of transcription by RNA polymerase II
Molecular function (GO): DNA-binding transcription factor activity, RNA polymerase II-specific; RNA polymerase II cis-regulatory region sequence-specific DNA binding
Source: RefSeq, a predicted model, not a curated record